Messenger RNA from Pipra filicauda (Wire-tailed manakin), 2454 nucleotides. It is a transcript of the gene OSBP, whose product is annotated as oxysterol binding protein. Gene Ontology annotation, cellular component: intracellular membrane-bounded organelle; membrane; cytosol. Gene Ontology annotation, molecular function: sterol binding. NCBI's taxonomy places the organism in Eukaryota, Metazoa, Chordata, Aves, Passeriformes, Pipridae. The coding region runs from base 4 to 2454 and encodes 816 amino acids. The record is from RefSeq and is a predicted model, not a curated record. The transcript has 13 exons.
GCGAUGGCGGAGCUGCGAGCGGCGGGCGCGGGGCCCGGCCCGGCCGCGCCCCCCGGGCCCACAGCGCUGCCCGCGGGCUCCGGCGCGGCCCCGGCCCUGCCCUCACCGGCGGCGAGCGCCGGGGCCCCACCGGCACCCACGGCGCCGACAGCACCCACAGCGGCGGGAGGCGGCGGCGGCGGGGCCGGUGCGGGCGGCGGCGGGGCCGGUCCCGGCUCGGCCCGCGAGGGGUGGCUCUUCAAGUGGACCAACUACAUCAAGGGGUACCAGCGCCGCUGGUUCGUGCUCAGCAACGGGCUGCUCAGCUACUACCGAUCCAAGGCGGAGAUGGGCCACACGUGCCGGGGCACCAUCAACCUGGCCACGGCCAACAUCACCGUGGAGGAUUCCUGCAACUUCAUCAUCUCCAACGGCGGCGCCCAGACCUACCACCUGAAGGCCAGCUCCGAGGUGGAGCGGCAGCGCUGGGUCACCGCCCUCGAGCUCGCCAAGGCCAAGGCUGUCAAGAUGCUGGAGGAGUCAGACGACUCCGGCGACGAGUCGGUGUCGCAGACGGACAAGACGGAGCUGCAGAACACGCUGCGGAUUCUGUCCAGCAAGGUGGAGGACCUGAGCACCUGCAACGACCUGAUCGCCAAGCACGGCACGGCCCUGCAGCGCUCGCUCAGCGAGCUCGAGGCCCUGCGCCUGCCCCCCGAGAGCACCGACAAGAUCAAGCAGGUCAACGAGCGGGCCACGCUCUUCCGCAUCACCUCCAACGCCAUGAUCAACGCCUGCAGGGAUUUCAUGCUGCUGGCGCAGACGCACGGGAAGAAGUGGCAGAAGUCGCUGCAGCAGGAGAGGGAUCAGCGGAUCCGGCUGGAGGAGACGCUGGAGCAGCUGGCAAAGCAGCACAACCACCUGGAAAGGGCGUUCCGGGGGGCCACGGUGCUCCCUGCCGGCACGCCCGGCACCGGCGGCUCCGGGAAAGAUCUGUGCUGCCCCUCCAAAGGUGACAUGAGCGACGAGGACGACGACAACAACGAGUUCUUUGACGCCCCCGAGAUCUUCCCCAUGCCCGACAUGAUGGGCCACAAGAGAACUGGGAGCAACAUCAGCGGCACCAGCAGCGACAUCAGCCUGGAUGAGCAGUACAAGCACCAGGUUGAGGACACCAAGAAGGAGAAGAGAACCCGCAUUCCCUACAAACCCAACUACAGCCUCAACCUCUGGAGCAUCAUGAAGAACUGCAUCGGGAAGGAGUUAUCCAAAAUUCCCAUGCCGGUGAACUUCAACGAGCCACUGUCGAUGCUCCAGCGGCUGACAGAGGACCUGGAGUACCACGAGCUCCUGGACCGGGCGGCCAAGUGCGAAAAUUCCCUGGAGCAGCUGUGCUACGUGGCCGCCUUCACCGUCUCCUCCUACUCCACCACCGUCUUCCGCACCAGCAAACCCUUCAACCCGCUCCUGGGGGAGACCUUCGAGCUGGAUCGGCUGGAGGAGAGCGGAUACCGCUCCCUCUGCGAGCAGGUGAGCCACCACCCCCCGGCCGCUGCCCACCACGCCGACUCCAAGCACGGCUGGACACUCCGCCAGGAAAUCAAGAUCACCAGCAAAUUCCGAGGGAAAUACCUCUCCAUCAUGCCUCUAGGUACCAUCCACUGCGUCUUCCACUCGUCCGGCAACCACUACACGUGGAAGAAGGUGACCACCACCGUGCACAACAUCAUCGUGGGGAAGCUGUGGAUAGACCAGUCGGGUGAGAUCGAGAUCGUCAACCACAAGACGGGUGACAAGUGCAACCUCAAGUUUGUCCCUUACAGCUACUUCUCCCGGGACGUGGCGAGGAAGGUGACCGGGGAGGUGACGGACCCCUCGGGGAAGGUGCACUUUGUCCUGCUGGGCACGUGGGACGAGAAGAUGGAUUGCUACAAAGUCCAGCUGGGAACGGGGGACAACGGAGCCGAGGCCCGGCCCCGAGCCCACGAGUCCGAGGACAGCCGGGUGCUGCUGUGGAAGCGGAACCCGCUCCCGAAGUACGCGGAGAACAUGUACUACUUCUCGGAGCUGGCGCUGACCCUGAACGCCCCGGAGAGCGGGACGGCUCCCACGGACAGCCGGCGGCGCCCUGACCAGCGGCUCAUGGAGAACGGGCGCUGGGACGAGGCCAACGCCGAGAAGCAGCGGCUGGAGGAGAAGCAGCGGCUCUCCCGCAAGCGCCGCGAGGCCGAGGCCGCCCGCGCCUCCGAGGACGGUAAGGAAGGGAUGUCCCCCCCUCUCCGGAGCCCCCCCCGGGUGGCCCCCGGGCCCUCACCCCCUCUGUGCCCCCCAGGGACCCCCUGCGAUCCCUACAAACCGCUGUGGUUCGAGCGGAAGAAGGACCCGGUGACGCAGGAGCUGGCGCACGUCUACAAGGGGGGGUACUGGGAGAGCAAGGAAAAGCAGGACUGGAGCCUGUGCCCGGAUAUUUUCUGA